This is a messenger RNA of Mercurialis annua (annual mercury), 1358 nucleotides long. RefSeq names its product protein FANTASTIC FOUR 3. NCBI's taxonomy places the organism in Eukaryota, Viridiplantae, Streptophyta, Magnoliopsida, Malpighiales, Euphorbiaceae. Bases 268 to 1200 code for a protein of 310 amino acids. The transcript has a single exon. The record is from RefSeq and is a predicted model, not a curated record.
CACCUCAAAACUCUCCUAUAAAUUCCUCCACACUCCCUCUCAUUUUUCUUUAUGUUCUCACCUUCAUUUCCUUCUACUCAUUCCUAUAUUUUUAAUCAAAUCUCUUAAAAAUAACCAAAUUGAACAUUUUGGUUUUGUUUAAACACUUCAAUUCUAUCUUAAUAUCCCAUUUUUUGGAUCCAUAAACCUUCAAAAAUCUGUCAUUUCAUAUUAAAACACACUCUCCCCUGUUUUUGCUCUGUUUUUUGCUCUGUUUAAUUGUGAAAAAUGUCGUGUUCAAGUUACUGCCAGGGACUCCAAUCAUGCUUAGAACCAGCUCGUCACGUCGAGCCACGGGUUUUAAGGCUAAAAUUAGCUCCAUCUAAAUCUGAAAACUCCGGCUCUUCGCCAGCAACUCCGACCACCAACAAAGCUGAUGAUAAUGUGUACAAUGGUGGCUGGACUUUUCUUCAAUCUUUAGGUUCUGAUAACAAUAAUUCAAAGAAAGAUGAAGAAACUAAUCAUAAGGAUUUAAAAGAAUAUAUUCCUCCAAAUUUCAAACGUUCUUCUUCUUCUAAACUAACUGAAAAAAGCUUGGAAAUGUGCACGGAAGGCUUGGGAAGCGAGACCGGCAGCGACGGCGGCGAGAGUAGCGAUGAGAUGGCUUUACUCUCGUUAGACAAUGAGAAUACGAGCAGUAAUGAGACUCGACUGAACCGAACGAGGUCACGAAGAAUGACGAGAGCUGCCACCUUUCCUCCGCCGCUGACAUCAAUCAGCGGCUCAUCUAAUGUUCAAGUCAGGACUCACAGAGAAAGCGGACGGCUAGUGUUGGAGGCAGUGAGUGUGUCUCCGAGUCAAACUUAUUUCCACGCAGAGCGAGUCGAUGGCCGGCUCAGGCUUCAUUUAAUGAAAGAUCGAUCUUCCGGCGAGGAGAAACACGAGGAACGUGAAAUUAUAGCAGAAACAGCAGAAGAAGUUGACGAAGUUGAAGAAGAAGAAGAAGAAGAAUUAUCUGAUGGAUCAGUGGUUGAAGAAGAAUAUGAAGGAGUUGAGGAGAACUGGGAGGCGGCGGAGAUGGAGAUGGAGGAGGAAGACGGCGGUGAAAUGGGGCCGGAGAAGCUGGCGAGGCGGAGGUUCAGCAGUAGCAGGUGCAUGGAAAGUGAGAGUAGUGGGAAUAAAAGUUUGCGUAAUUGGGAGCCAUUUUGGGUUUCGACCUAAAAAGCUGAAAGGCUCUUUUUUAUUUUAUUUAUAUUACAUAAAAUUGAUCUCAUUGUCAUAACCUAUAACCUAGUACUAUUAUUGUUAUUAGUUCAGUUAUUUUAAUUUGGAUUUCAUAACUAAUUAAUGGUAGUUAUUAUCGUUACUGGUUUGUCCUA